Molecule: messenger RNA, 2097 nt
Organism: Physella acuta
Lineage: Eukaryota; Metazoa; Mollusca; Gastropoda; Physidae
Product: monocarboxylate transporter 12-like
Biological process (GO): transmembrane transport; monocarboxylic acid transport
Molecular function (GO): monocarboxylic acid transmembrane transporter activity
Source: RefSeq, a predicted model, not a curated record
AUGAGCUAUGGCUGGGUUAUAGUUCUGAGCAGUUUCCUGGUGAGUCUAAUCGUUGACGGGCUGACUUACACGUUUGGCGUGUGCCUGGGAGAGUUUGAGCGCGCCUUCAGUGCCCCAAAGAGCACGAUAGCCCUGGCCAGCUCGCUGCAAGUGGGGAUUUAUCUUCUGCUAGGUCCAGUCUACAGCGCUGUCACCAACAGAUUCGGAUGCCGUAAGGUCAUCAUCAUCGGUUCCAUCAUCGCCGGCAUCUCUUUUAUCGUCAGCUCUUGGAGCAACGGCGUCACCAUGCUCAUCCUGAUAUACGGCGUCAUUGGGGGGUUCGGGUUCGGCAUGAUGUACCUACCCGCGGUCGUCGCUGUAAGCGUAUACUUCGAGAAAAAACGCGCCCUGGCCACCGGCAUUGCCGUCUGCGGCUCCGGCAUCGGCACGUUCAUUCUGGCACCGGUCACGGAAAUCCUGCUCAACGAGUACGGCUGGAGAUGGACGCUGAUGAUCCUGGGUGCCAUCAUCUUGAACGGCAUCGUCGCGGGGGGUCUGGUGAGACCCCUGGAGAUGAAAUCUAGUUCGGAGGAGAAGGCGGUCUCCGACAAGAAGAAGAAGAAGCUGGGCGCCGUGAAUGGGGAUAAGAAAGAGGCGAUGCCGUUGAUAACGGUGACGGAUGAGGAGGCGAACACGAAGGUGUUCGGGGCGAAGAAGACGCAGGAUAGGCUGAUGGUGCAGGAUGCUAACGUGUUGUCGAACUCAACGCCGAAUAUUGUUAUCGAGGUGUCCGAUCUGAAAGAGGAAGUGCUGUACAAGAGGAACCGCGCCAACUCCACCCAGAGCGGGACCCUGAUCUCUGACGACAAGCCCCGGCAGAGAUCCAACACGCUGGACGCCGCCAAACUGUCCAGCACGGCGGUUGACAAGCCCGUCGGUGGCGCCACCUCCCACAAAAGCCUCUCGCACGCGCCACUAGGUCUGUCAUAUGUCAGCAUCUCCGACAUGCAGCUGAACAAGAUCCGCGACCAGGUGCAGGUGACUCUCUCUAGGAAAGACCUUCACCUUGCCGGUUCAUUGGCUGACGGGUUGGAGGUCAAUCUACGUCAGGGCGGGGAGAGGCUGGUGGUGCAGAGUAUAAAAUCUUUAUCAAGCGAAGGUUCCACGAUAUUGUAUGAGGAGAAUGAAGAAAAAAAAGGAGGGUUCUGGAAAUGUCUUCCAGAAUCUGCCAGAGAAACGGUCGAGGAGAUGCUUAAUUUAGAUAUUUUAAAGAAUAAAAGUUUUUGGUUUGUCCUACUUGGCAACUUCUUCUGUAUGAUUGGCUUCUACGUGCCCUUUGUUUAUGUGCCAGAGAGGGCAUUAAAGAUAGGAAUAGGACCCGAGGAAUCCGCUUUUCUUUUAUCCAUUAUUGGUAUCACCAACACUGUCGGUCGAGUAGCCACCGGUGUGAUCAUCAACUUUGUCAACAUCAAGAGCGUCAUGGUGACCAGUGUCGCCCUCUGUCUGUGUGGGGUCAUGACCAUCGUGUUUCCCUUCUGCCACAACUACGGGUCUCUGGCUGCCGUGGCGGCCAUAUUUGGUCUCUGUGUCGCGGCGUAUAUCUCCCUGUGUUCCAUCAUACUGUGUGAGCUUCUGGGUGUUGAAAAUCUGACCAACGCCUUUGGCUAUGUCAUCCUGUUUAGAGGGAUCGCCUGCAUCAUAGGGCCGCCUAUGGCAGGUGCCAUCAUCGAUGCCAUGGGAGUGUUCGACCCCGCCUUUUUCGUGGGUGGAGGCAUGAUCGUCCUGGGCGGCCUGUCCCACUUCGUUUUAUACGCACCCUGCAUCAAGCCAAAGAAAUCCUAACCGGCCAUCCAACGUUGUCGGCCUUUACAUUAUCGGCAUGUCCACCAUAGAAUCCAUUAUUUUAAACGUGCUGAACAAAACCAGUUUGAAUGCAUAGGUAAAUGUGUUAUACAACAUUAGUGUUGAGUGCUGAGCCUGUUUUUUUUUAAAUUAGCCACACAUGACUUAAUUAUCAUCAUUGUUGAAUUUUUUUUUAAAGUAUUUUUUAGAGUAUUCAUCAAAAUGUAUUUCAAAUUACGUUAUGUUUUGUGUGUUUUCUUUAUAAAAAAAUAUACC